Molecule: messenger RNA, 1755 nt
Organism: Oppia nitens
Lineage: Eukaryota; Metazoa; Arthropoda; Arachnida; Sarcoptiformes; Oppiidae
Exons: 6
Coding region: 166-1755 (529 amino acids)
Biological process (GO): ubiquitin-dependent protein catabolic process; protein polyubiquitination; positive regulation of proteasomal ubiquitin-dependent protein catabolic process
Cellular component (GO): cytoplasm; ubiquitin ligase complex
Molecular function (GO): zinc ion binding; ubiquitin conjugating enzyme binding; ubiquitin protein ligase activity
Source: RefSeq, a predicted model, not a curated record
UCCACUAUUAUAACAACAACAACAACAACAACAAAAUAAUAUCAUUAUUAAGACCUAAUGUGCCAUAUAUUGAAUGAAUUUUGAUCCGUUAAUGCCAUUUAUUGGACUCAUUUAUUACUAGUCACAAAAAAUUUUUUUUUAGUGAACGAUAAUAGCCGUACAGUCAUGCAAAGUAUGAGUGCCAACAACAAUGGACUGUCCACUGCAGUGGUGACAGUCGUUAAAGAUAGCGCACAGUCGGCACCGACAUCUCCCAUAUACAAGUCAACCGUACAACAGGACAGGGAUAACAACAACAACAACAACAAUAAGACGGCCACCAAUGGUAGACAUAUGUCCAGUGCGGCCAAGUUUUUCACAUUUCGUUGGCUGUUUCGGGGAUCGAAAAACUCGUCGUCGGCAUCAAAAAGACGACGACUAAAACAGAUUAAYGACAAAACCAAAGAAAAAUUACAGACCAUUGGCCAGAAUACGGCUAAACGGCUAUUGAAACAGAGCUACUCUUUCGAUGAUAUCCAACAGUUUCUGAUUAAUGCACAACAAAACAACAAGUCUACCGGUGCUAACAAUAAUGGCUGUAGUGUUGGCGGUGGUGCCAGUAAUGCCGCUCUCGAUGUCGACACCACCACCACCACCGCUGACAACCGAUUGGCAGACGAUUGUUGUUCAUCAUCAUCGGCGGCCAACAACCGAAAACAUUGGCAAACGAUCUGCAAAUCGAGUCUCGAAAUUCCCGACCGAAGAAAAGAUGACCAGAUAUUUGUCGGCCAUAAUAACAAGUCUAGUCUGAAGUCGUCUAAAUACUGGACACGGAUUAAGUGUAAACUAUGUCUAACCGAUCGUUUCAGUUAUGAGAUGCACUCAAUCUGGUCGUGUGGUUGCGCUUUCUGUAAAACGUGUUUAACACAAUAUUGCGAAACAUCGAUACGCGACGGAAAGGUAUCGUUUGUCGGCUGUCCCGACGGUCUGUGUCCACAGUUGACCGCCAAAAACAAUCAGAUAUCGUCGCGCGAAAUCAAACUACUGGUUACGCCCGAUAUGUACGACUCGUACAAACGCUAUCGACUGAAUUGGCUGAUCGAAAGAGAUCCGACCCGAACCUGGUGUCCGACGCCUAACUGCGAAACUGUAUGCUAUAUACGACAGGCCUCGAAACAUAAGGACAGUAGCAAAAAGCCGAUACCUUUCUACUGUACAACUUGUAAUAAAACAUUUUGCUCUGCGUGCCGAAGGAACUGGCAUUUGGGCGUCGACUGCAAAAAGUUUAGCGCACAAGAAGAAGUUUUGUUGGACGAGUCGUCGCCAAUUAAGAGAUGUCCGUUUUGUUGUAUACUAAUCGAGAGGGACGAGGGCUGCGCUCAGAUAAUGUGCCGCAACUGUAAACACGUGUUUUGUUGGUUUUGUUUGGCCUCAUUGGAGGACGACUUUCUAUUGCGUCACUACGACAAAGGCAAAUGCAAGGACAAGUUGGGCCAUUCGCGAGCGUCGGUAAUCUGGCACCGGACCCAAGUGGUCGGCAUAUUUGCCGGUUUCGGACUACUUAUACUAUUGGCGUCGCCGAUGUUCAUACUGGCCGCCCCCUGUCUACUAUGUUGCCGAUGUAAUGCACUGUACAAAUACGGUGACGACCAGACGGAUGUGGUCACUACCGACGACGACGGCGGCGGCGAGUUUGAUCCCAUCAACAAUAAUAGUAGUAAUAGCGGCGGCGGCGGCGACAGUGAUAUCGGUAACAAAAGUGGCACUAUUUUAUAA